CAUAAUCUCAUUUCAGUUGCAGUUGGUCGGAGAAUCGUCGAGAUUAUCGGGCGUCCGGCGGUGAGAUGAGUUUAGUCAACACUCACAGAAGCUCUGCGCCGAUUCGUUCCCUCUCUCCUCCUUCAUCCUCCAUUUCCCGUUGCUCUCACACUUUCACUUCCUCUUCUGAUUAUGUUACGUGUGGAACACCAACUUGGAUUGGGAAGGGAAUCACUUGCAUUUGCUUCAAGCGGAAGGGAAGUUUUGAGCGAAUUUGUAUCAACCUGACUCCUGUACAGGCAAAUAGGUUAAGAAGAUUAAAGCACCGCAUGAAGGUCUACUUUGAUGGUUCAAGAAUUGACCACCAGGAGGCUUUAAGAGCUCUGUGGUAUGCAGCUUAUCCUGGUCAAGAGCUUCAAGCGUUGGUAUCAGAUCAAUGGAAGGAAAUGGGAUGGCAGGGAAGAGACCCGUCAACUGAUUUUAGAGGAGCUGGAUUCAUCUCUUUGGAGAAUUUGUUGUUCUUUGCAAAGACAUUCUCAACUUCUUUCCAACUUCUGUUGAGAAAACAAGGAGGAAAGCCAGCUGCUUGGGAAUAUCCCUUUGCAGUUGCUGGUGUAAAUAUCACAUUUAUGAUCAUGCAAAUGCUUGAUCUAGAUGCUUCAAAACCAAGGACUUUUAUCAGAUCGGUUUUCCUGCAGAUGUUGUCAGAGAAUGAAUGGGCAUUCGACUUGCUUUACUGCGUUGCGUUCGUUGUUAUGGACAAACAAUGGCUGGAGAGAAAUGCUACCUACAUGGAGUUCAAUGAUGUGUUGAAGUCCACCAGAGCUCAGUUGGAGAAAGAACUUUUAAUGGAGGAUGUGUUCAGGAUUGAAGACAUGCCUUCUUACAACCUUCUUUUAACAUUAGAUUACAGGUAGAAUAACCUGUCUCACCAUUCUCAAGGAAGUGUUAAAGUUAACUAUGUGUGUGUAUGUAUGUAGUGCGCUUUAUAUAUAUAUAUAUAUAUAUAUAUAUAUAUAUAUUUAAGGGUAAAAAUUAUUAUUUUGGUCAAUACAUUUUGAAGUUUGUUCAAUUUUGAUUUUUCUAUUCGAAUUUUUACUUUAAAUUGUUUCCUUA
This is a messenger RNA of Cucumis melo (muskmelon), 1095 nucleotides long. RefSeq lists its product as uncharacterized. Bases 66 to 896 code for a protein of 276 amino acids. The record is from RefSeq and is a predicted model, not a curated record. Lineage: Eukaryota; Viridiplantae; Streptophyta; Magnoliopsida; Cucurbitales; Cucurbitaceae. The transcript has 9 exons.